AUGAAGGCCAGCCCUUCGACCCGCACAGCCAAGGGAAGGUCACACGUGGUUCUGCAGAAAAACAAACAUGUAUACACCCCGUCCUUGGCACGACGGUAUCACGGUUUCUGCCCGUGGAAAGAAAGACCCAAUGGAGGGGCUUUGCCGGAGAUCGAUCGCAUAGUAGUUGACGAGCACAUCUCUUCCUGCAACGAUUGCUGCGAUGCGAGUCUCAAGAGGAAUGGAAGGGGGGACGAAGUUAUUUGCACCCGUUGUUUCUUCAACAGCUUCAUAAUAAAAAGGCGGCCUUGCCUAUUGCGGCUUGUGAAGAGCCAAAACCAAGACGACGGGCGGACAGAAUAUUCGUUGGCUGACUGCCGGGCCCUCCGGUACUGGAAGGAUCUCGAUUACUUGGACCAGGCGGCUGGGGAUGAGACAAUUGACGUGGAGGUUAGGGACACUAAAAUGCCCGACAGCUUCGGUGCGGAUUUUUACCGGUUCAUAUUUUUGGCAGAUCCAUUUACAGGAAGGAGACUCGGAGCUCUUGCGGGUGGGACGCCAACAGUUACUGACGGCGUUGAGUGGAAUUGCUGUGCUUCUGCAGGAAGGGGCCAGUACAAGCAACUCGGCUUCAGAGAAGUCUUAAAAAGACUAAGGGAAGGAGAUACCUCUCUUUACGUCAGCACACAACGCAUCGCUAGUGACAAAUAUGGUACAGUUAAUAUCUUCGGCUAA
Molecule: messenger RNA, 714 nt
Organism: Eimeria tenella
Lineage: Eukaryota; Apicomplexa; Conoidasida; Eucoccidiorida; Eimeriidae
Exons: 2
Coding region: 1-714 (237 amino acids)
Source: RefSeq, a predicted model, not a curated record